AUGACCCCAUCGGCUAACUAUGCAGGCUUCCCUCCUCCGGGUCACUUUGGCAGCACCCAACACCCAUUGAACUACACGGAUCCCAACAACUACUUCGACACCGGUGCUGAGCAACAUGUCACUGACAACCGAGGGUCCGGUACUGGUUUUCUUCCCAUAUACAACCGUAACUAUAUUUUACCAAAUAUUCUUUAUAGUCCACAAAUCAUCAAAAACCUUUUGUCUGUUCGGGUUCUCACACAACAUAUCUAUCUCACGGCUUCUUCAGACACGUUCUUGCAGGAGAUUAUUAACAAACUCUCACGAGAGUUUGCUAUGACAGACUUGGGUCAAUUGCAUCAUUUUUUGGGGCUUCAGGUCACCUGCAACUCUCAUGGGUUAUUCUUAGAUCAGUCACAGUAUGCAAAAGAAAUCAUCUCUCGGGCCUCGAUGUCUUCUUGUAAACCUUGCACUACACCUGUCGAUCUUUCUGCAAAAUUGAGUGCCACAGAUGGAGACUUGUUUUCGGAUCCUACUUUAUAUCGGAGUUUGGCUGGCGCUUUACAGUAUCUAACUUUCACCCGACCAGAUACUUCUUAUGUGGUACAGCAGGUGUGUUUAUUCAUGCAUGAACCACGUGAUCCGCAUUAUGCUUUCCUGAAGCGUAUUCUUCGAUACUUACAAGGGACACUUGAUUAUGGGAUUCGGAUUGUCAGGUCCAAUUAUCAUUCUUUGACUGCAUACUCGGACGCCGAUUGGGGGCCUACUGUCUCUCGUUCUAGUGCUGAAGCAGAAUAUCGGGGUGUCGCCAAUGCUGUGGCCGAGGCCACUUGGAUUCGAAAUUUAUUACUAGAGCUGCAUAUUCCUUUGAGACAGGCCUCCGUUGUCUACUGUGAUAAUGUUUCUGCAGUCUAUCUAUCAAAUAAUCCAGUUCAGCAUCAGCGAACUAAACACAUUGAGAUUGAUAUCCACUUCGUGCGGGAAAAGGUUAAAGUUGGUCAUCCUCGUGUUCUGCAUGUCCCUUCAUCUCUCCAGUAUGCUGAUAUCUUUACAAAUAGCCUCUCCAGACAACUGUUUCAGUCUUUCAGGUCCAGUUUGAGCGUCUGUCCACUGCCCACUCAGACUGCGGGGGAGUCUUAG
Molecule: messenger RNA, 1119 nt
Organism: Cynara cardunculus var. scolymus (artichoke)
Lineage: Eukaryota; Viridiplantae; Streptophyta; Magnoliopsida; Asterales; Asteraceae
Exons: 5
Coding region: 1-1119 (372 amino acids)
Source: RefSeq, a predicted model, not a curated record